Messenger RNA from Paramecium pentaurelia, 303 nucleotides. NCBI's taxonomy places the organism in Eukaryota, Ciliophora, Oligohymenophorea, Peniculida, Parameciidae. The record is from the annotation of a GenBank genome assembly.
AUGAAUUAAUAAUCAAAGAAUAAAUCUCUCCCUCCCAAAAAAAUAAUUCCUAAACACAAUGAACCCAAAGAUAUUGAGCAUUGUAGAUAAGCUAUCAAACAAAUCAUUGGUAAUAGUGAUGCAUCUCAUAAUUAAAAUUAUCAUAAAUCUGCUGAUAAACAUCUUUAACAGUCAUAACCAAAGAAACACAUACAUUCUUCAGUACAAUAAUAUAAUGAAAAUGUUGGCAAGAUGUUUACAUCUACUAAGUAUGGAGUCGCUUAUAUGUAAAAAAAAGUAAUGCAUAAUAUUGAUUAAUUAUGA